UUUGUGGGCGGCUCGUUCAUCUUGCCAACAGUAAAGAUGGCGGACCGGCUGACGCAGCUCCAGGAUGCGCUGAAUUCUCUGGCGGAUCAGUUCUGCAACACCAUCGGGGUCCUCCAGCAGUGCGCUCCCCCCGCCUCCUUCAACAACAUCCAGACCUCUAUCAACAAGGAGCAGCCCCCCAAUCCCACCGAAGAAUACGCCCAGCUGUUUGCCGCUCUCAUUGCCAGAGGGAAGGAUAUUGAGGUUCUGAUUGAGUCUCUGCCCAGCGAGGAAUCCACGGCCGCCCUGCAGGCCGCCAGUCUGUACCAACUGGAGGAGGAGAAUCAUGGGGCGGCGGCUCGGCUGGAGGAGGUGGUGUAUAGGGGGGACAUGUUACUGGACAAGAUCCAGACACUCGCUGACAUUGCUCAGUCCCAGCUAAAGACUCGCAGCAGAGCUCACACUCAGCAGCCUCUCCCUGAAUCCUAACAGCAGGGGGCGCUCAUUCCCCACACAAUAUCAAACCAUUACACUGACUGUCACAUAUUCAACUGCAUUGCUGCCCCGAGGCCCUCGAGAGGGGUAACUGGAUAUUGCCAUGAGCACCCAUCUCUCUCCCUGUACCCUCAUUACUGACCCCUCUACAUCUGAUUCUGUGUACUGCACCCCAUGUGACCCCUCUCUGCCCAGCGCACCCCACACUCAGGCCUCAUGGGAGAGAAAGGAAUGUGUGUUUAAAGGGAAAAUAUGCCAAUACGUGUGUUGUUUCUUCUAUAAUAAAUCUUUUUCAGACUAGCA
Xenopus laevis (African clawed frog) is the source of this 777-nucleotide messenger RNA. RefSeq names its product mediator complex subunit 21 L homeolog (gene med21.L). NCBI's taxonomy places the organism in Eukaryota, Metazoa, Chordata, Amphibia, Anura, Pipidae. Gene Ontology annotation, cellular component: nucleoplasm; mediator complex; nucleus. The record is from RefSeq and is marked provisional. Gene Ontology annotation, molecular function: transcription coregulator activity. Gene Ontology annotation, biological process: regulation of transcription by RNA polymerase II.